AUGAUUAGGAAGAUGACCUAUAGACUGGGAAGACACAUGUCUGUUGUGGCAAGUAGGACCAUCCAGGUGAGAAGAUUUCUGCAUGGUGCUUAUUUCAGAAUUCAGCCCUCCGUACAGGAAGCACUGAUGGAGGGGAGACCAAUUGUAGCCUUGGAAAGCACCAUCAUUACCCACGGCAUGGCCUAUCCUCACAAUCUGAGCAUGGCCAGAGAGGUGGAAGAAAUUGUCACAAGAAAUGGGGCAGUGCCGGCCACUGUGGGCAUUGUAAGGGGCAGAAUCCACAUUGGCCUCACGGAUGAGGAACUUCAGUUCUUGGCAGGCAGUAAAAAUGUAGUUAAAGUGUCCCGGAGAGAUCUUCCUUACAUCCUCAGCCAGGGCUUGUCUGGUGGCACUACAGUGUCUGGAACAAUGAUUGCAGCGCACAAAGCAGGAAUCCCCCUGUUUGUGACUGGAGGCAUUGGAGGGGUCCAUCGUGGAGGACAGGACACUCUGGAUGUGAGUGCUGACUUGACGGAGCUAGGACGGACUCCGGUUGCUGUUGUAUCUGCAGGAGUCAAGUCGAUCGUGGAUAUUGGCAGGACCCUGGAAUAUCUGGAGACGCAGGGAGUCUGCGUAGCUGCCUUUGGAGAGUCAAGGGAGUUUCCAGCCUUCUUCUCACGCCAAAGUGGCUUCCAGGCUCCAUAUCGCGUCCGUAAUGAGGAGGAGGCAGCCGAACUCAUCGCCAGCGCUCUGGGGCUGGGCCUGAGCAGCGGGGUGCUCAUAGCAGUGCCCUGUCCCCAGGAGCGAGCUGCCUCGGGCCGCGCCGUCGAAGAGGCCAUCCAGCAAGCACUGCACGAGGCCAGGUUGAAAGGGAUCACAGGCAAAGAAGUGACUCCUUUCCUGUUACAGAAGAUCAGUGACCUGACCGAUGGAGAAUCGCUGGCCUCCAACAUCGCCCUGAUCCAGAACAACGCCAGAGUGGGCAGCUGCAUUGCAGUGGCCCUCAGCAAACUACAGAAAGCCACGAGGAAGAAGAGGCUGCCUCGGAGAGAGGACGUGAUUCCACCUCAGCCAGUGGUGAUCGGAGGCAUCAACGUUGACUUUAUAGCCAAGGCGCAGAACUCUGUCAUCCUGGGCGGUGGGCAAACAAAUGCUGGAAGAGUGCGGAGAUCUUUUGGCGGCGUGGGAAGAAACCUGGCAGACUGCUUAAGUCGCCUUGGGCUGACUCCUCUCUUCUUAUCAGCUGUGGGAAAAGAUGAACAUUCAGAGUCCGUUCUACACUACUGUCACCACAUGGACAUGAGAGCUGUCCUUCAGCUGGAGGGGAAGAACACAGCCACUUACUGUGCUGUGAUCACCAGUGCUGGAGAGCUCAGCGUUGGCUUGGGAGACAUGGACAUCCACGGGGAGAUAACAGAGCAAUACGUGUCCAAAUUCAAGGAGAGCCUGCUCCGGGCCCCGCUGGUGUGCGUUGAUGGGAACGUGCCUCUUGCCACUCUUCAGUAUGUCUGUGAGCUGGCCAGGGAGCACGGGCUGGCAGUGUGCUAUGAGCCAACGGAUGAGAACAAGGCCUCCAAGCCAUUCCUCUCAGACAGCUGGAAAGCGCUCACGUUCAUCUCCCCCAACCUGCAGGAACUCAGAGCAAUAAAUCAGACCCUCGGGAACCCUCUGCCAGCAGAGGUGCCAUCCACGCUGGAAGAUGUGGUCAAGACUGCCAUGGCGUUGGCCAGGCCUUUGCUGACGCAGCUGCGCUGUGUGCUGGUGACACUUGGCACUCACGGAGUCCUCUUGUGUGGCAAGAGCCUGGGGGGGAGCGUCCUGCUCUGGCCCGGGGCUCAUGAUCAGAGUGCUGCUACCAGCCUGUGUGCUGCUCACUAUCCCACCAUCCCCAUCAAAAGGGAGGAGAUAGUUAAUGUCUCAGGAGCUGGUGACAGUUUAAUGGCAGGAAUCAUUGCAGGGAUGCUUGCUAACCAUGACACAGAUACCUGCGUCCGGAUGGGUCUUCUUGCUGCAAACUUGUCUCUCCGUUCCUAUGAGCCCAUUUCCCCAGAAAUCAGCACUCGCAGUGUCAGCUUGGAUCAAGUCAAGGGCAGGAGCUGGCCAGAGGUGAAGAUAUGGGAGAUGAACUAAAUUUUCUGCACCAUGGCUUUCUCAUGCACUACCUUAUCCUUCCUAACAC
Messenger RNA from Tinamus guttatus (white-throated tinamou), 2158 nucleotides. RefSeq lists its product as uncharacterized. The record is from RefSeq and is a predicted model, not a curated record. Gene Ontology annotation, molecular function: kinase activity; hydrolase activity, acting on glycosyl bonds; pseudouridylate synthase activity. NCBI's taxonomy places the organism in Eukaryota, Metazoa, Chordata, Aves, Tinamiformes, Tinamidae. Gene Ontology annotation, cellular component: cytoplasm.